GAGGAGGACUGGGUUUGUUUGCAGGUAGAGUGAGAGCGCGCUGGGGUUGUUGUUGGUGUUGUUGGUGUGCGAGAUUGUGUGUUAGUGAUGGCGGCUCCUUCUUCCAGGGAUGCUGCAGCCACCAUGACCGUCCCCACGCCCCCGAAGAAAAGCACCAACUUACACGAUCCAUAUAGCUUGAAGCGCGUCCUCGACGACACUACAUCCGAGGUAGUACUUGAGCGGGGCUAUGUCGAAAAUGUGAGGUUGAGCAAUCUGAAGAUGUCCAUAGGCCUGAUCACAUGCGCCAUUGCUUUAGCUGCUCAAUUCUACCCCAAGAAAUUUCCUGAGAACAAAACCUUUUUAAUUGGCUGCAUCAUCUUGUAUGUGAUUUUUAAUGUGCUUCUGCAAUACAUCAUUCUAACUAAAGAAAAACAGCAUAUUCUGUUCACCCACCCGUUCCCGGGAUCAUUCAGCGGUACGGGAUUGGCAAUCUCUUCAAAGAUGCCCAAGUCUUCUGACAUGUACACAUUACGGAUAGAAAGUGCGGAUCCCCAACACAUCUUGGCUCAUCCACCUGUAGAGCUUACCAAGAGUGUAACCAAGUGGUUUACAAAAGAUGGAGUUUUGGCGGAGGGCAUCUUUUGGGACGACGUUGAGAGUUUACUGGAUGAAUAUGAGAACGAGUCUCGCAAGUCGAAGUGAGAACAGUGGACUCGGAGAAAUGUUCUUAAUCUCAUUGUUCAAACUCAACUUUUCGCAAAGUAUUGUUUUGCAACCCCUUUCAUCUGGCACUCGCACCGGAACUGCCAAAGAAAUCAAUCAUUUUAGACUAUCCCGUUUCGAUGAUGAGUACUAGGGGUGUCUCAGUAUAUUGAUAUUGUCUGAGACUCCAAAAUGGCUGAGGACCACAACUUAUAUUUCUGCAAGUUUAGUCCUUAUGUACGAAGGUCUCACGAGAUAUGCAUAAAGCAGGCUGUUUGUUGUACUCCUAAA
Molecule: messenger RNA, 975 nt
Organism: Physcomitrium patens
Lineage: Eukaryota; Viridiplantae; Streptophyta; Bryopsida; Funariales; Funariaceae
Product: signal peptidase complex subunit 2
Biological process (GO): protein targeting to ER
Cellular component (GO): membrane; signal peptidase complex
Source: RefSeq, a predicted model, not a curated record